This is a messenger RNA of Cucurbita pepo subsp. pepo (vegetable marrow), 2498 nucleotides long. Its product is annotated as 3'-5' exonuclease domain-containing protein. Lineage: Eukaryota; Viridiplantae; Streptophyta; Magnoliopsida; Cucurbitales; Cucurbitaceae. Gene Ontology annotation, biological process: nucleobase-containing compound metabolic process. Gene Ontology annotation, molecular function: nucleic acid binding; 3'-5' exonuclease activity. The record is from RefSeq and is a predicted model, not a curated record.
AUCCCGCGUAUUAAUCGAAUUUCACGUUUUGUGCGUCUUCUUAUGGAUCCCCCGAACGCCCGGCCUUCCUUCGAAAUCCACAUUGUCUCUUCCGUCGACUCUCCUGACUACACUCAGCUAACCCGCACGCUGACUCGCUCUAAGCUUAUUGCGCUCGACGCCGAGUGGAAGCCCCUUCGAUCUCCUAAUCAUUCUUCCUUUCCCAGAGUCUCGCUUCUCCAGAUCGCUUGCCAAUUCCACUUGGACCAGCCGAAUGAUUCCGUGGUUUUUCUGCUCGACCUGCUGUCGCUUCCUUUAUCCUCAGUUGGGGAUUUGUUAAGGGAUGUGUUUGUUUCACCCCAUGUUUUGAAAUUGGGUUUUCGAUUUAAGCAAGAUUUAGUUAACUUGUCGACUACUUUCUGCUCCUAUGGCGGCGUCUCUGGGCUUGAUCGUAUUGAACCCUUUAUGGAUAUUACGAGCAUAUACAAUCAUCUUCAGCAUAAGCAAUAUGGAAGAAAGAUGCAUAAGCAAGCGAAGAGUCUUGCCGCUAUCUGCAGUGAAGUUCUGGAAUUUUCUCUUUCGAAGGAACUUCAAUGUAGUGAUUGGUCCUAUCGUCCCCUUACAGAAGAGCAGAUAGCAUACGCAGCCAUGGAUGCCCACUGCCUGCUCGAAAUCUUUAAUAUCUUCUACUCCAAGGUUCUAAAAGAAGGAGAUGUUUUAAGGAACGUUUCUGCAGUUCCUUCCAUUGAAGUGAAUAUUGGGUUGAAAGUGAUUCUGGAAAAGCAAGAUACGCAUGAGAAGAUAUUAAGGACCAAGAUUUCUGAAGCCUCAUACAUUAUCAGAGCUACUGCAUCCGAUUUUCCACAGAGUACGCCUACUGUAAGGGCACAUUGUUCUGCGUCAUCGAGUAUAGAUUGUAUGCCUAUGGAUGAAGAUCUUCUGAAAAUUGUCAAGAGAUAUGGUGAAAAAAUUAUUUUGAAAGAGUCAGACAAAAUGCCCAGGACCUCCAAAAGAAAAGGCAAGAGAUCAUCGACUAUGAAAGUGGUUUGCAGUGAAAAGAAAAUUCUGGGUGUUGAAGAUUGGCAGGGCCAACCACCGUGGGAUUUGUCCUUAGGGGGUGAUGGAUGCCCUAAAUUUCUAUGUGAUGUUAUGGUUGAAGGUCUGGCAAAACAUCUGCGUUGUGUUGGGAUUGAUGCUGCAGUUCCGUUUUCCAAAAAGCCGGACUCUAGGGAAUUAAUUGAUCAAGCAUGCAAGGAGAAGAGAGUACUCUUGACCAGGGACGCUAAACUGCUGAGACAUGAGUAUUUGCUAUGCAAUCAAAUAUACAGAGUUAAAAGUCUUCUAAAGAACGAGCAGUUACUCGAGGUUAUUGAAACUUUCAAUUUGAAAAUUAGUGAGGAUCAGCUGAUGUCUAGAUGUACCAAAUGCAAUGGAAGGUUUAUUCAAAAGCCGCUUACAACGGAGGAGGCUGUGAUGGCAGCAAAGGGGUUCCAAAGAAUUCCGGACUGUUUGUUCGACAAGAAUUUAGAGUUCUGGCAGUGCAUGGACUGUCACCAACUAUACUGGGAGGGGACACAAUAUCACAAUGCAGUCCAGAAGUUCAUUGAUGUUUGCAAGUUGAAUGAGUAGGUUAAAAUGAAUGAUCAUCAUGAACAAAGAAUCUAAGCAAUUUUCUCUCCAGCAGUAUCUGCCCCUCAGCUUCAUCAUUCUGUAUACGACCAACUAGCACACCUCUUGGCUAUGGACACAUCCACCGAGUCAACUCCUGGGGGGAAAUUUCAGGUGCAGACAAUGAGGAUCCGGUGACUUACUGGUAAAUUGCGAUGGAAAAAAAUUGGAGCAUGAGUUUAGCCUUUCUGGUUACGAAUAUAAUGUUUUUAAUGAAAUUCUUUUUCUUAACCUUACUGAUUGGUUUUGGACUUUCAACUCUCUUUUCACGAGUUCUUGAUAGUGAAGAUAUACAUUGCGCAUAUUAGGUAAGGCAUACGAGAAACUUAACUUUUACAUUGCUUAAACCUCUUUCUUUUGGAAAAGAAAUAGCAAUGCAUUUCCCAUAAAAGCCAAAAUUUACUAUUUCCUCUUCAUUUGUUGUCAUGAAGGAUGUAGAAGAAGAUUAUUACAUCUCAUACACAUGAAGCUGAAUCAUAAAAGCACAUAGGUUUAACUUCAUUGGCCUGCUUUUUCCACAUUAAUCAAAGUCAAGUUAGAAAGGGCAGAUUAUGAUAUGAAAGAUGGGGGUAAUCUUUCAUUUUCGAUGGCUGAUUUUCAGCACCUGAUCAAGUGGGAAGUGGGAAAACUUAAAGUUGAAGUUUAAAUCCUUGUCAAUGGUUGAUUCUUUGAAGGGUCCCACCUGCUAAUUCUGCUUAGUGGGUGGAUCCACCCAUGCUUGAUUUUGGGCUAUAGAGUCUAUGUCUUGUAAAGAUUGCAAUGUUUAUAAAGGGAAUACCUUCUGGGUUGAGGCAUAGGAGGGAUAAUAAUUGUGCCAUAUUUAGUCACUAUGCUCGUCUGAGUAUUUUUUU